AAGACUGUCCUGUCCCUGCCCCGGUUCCCAGGGGAGUUCCUGCACCCCGUGGUGUAUGCCUGCACUGCCGUCAUGCUGCUCUGCCUUCUCGCCUCUGCAGUCACCUACGUCGUGCACCGGAGUGCCAUCAGGAUCAGCCGGAAAGGCCGGCACACACUCCUCAACUUCUGCUUCCACGCAGCCCUGACCUUCACCGUGUUCGCUGGUGGCAUCAACCGCACCAAGCACCCAAUCCUGUGCCAGGGGGUGGGCAUCCUGCUGCACUACUCCACACUGUCCACCAUGCUGUGGGUCGGAGUGACUGCGAGGAACAUCUACAAGCAGGUGACCAAGAAGGCCCUGCCAUGCCCGGGUGCAGACCAACCGCCAUACCCCAAGCAGCCCCUGCUCAGGUUCUACCUCAUCAGUGGAGGCGUCCCCUUCGUCAUCUGUGGGGUCACUGCUGCCACAAACAUCAGGAAUUAUGGGACCGAAGAUGAAGACACAGCCUACUGCUGGAUGGCCUGGGAGCCUAGCCUGGGCGCUUUCUACGGCCCCGCUGCCUUCAUCGUCCUGGUCACCUGUGUGUACUUCCUUGGCACCUACAUCCAGCUGAGACGCCACCCGGAGCGCAGGUACGAGCUCAGAGAGCGCUCGGAGGAGCAACAGCGGCUGGCGGUGCCUGAGGGGGGCCACCGCCACGGGGCGCAGCCCUGCACAACGCCUGCCUGUGACCCACUGGCCGCCUCGCAGCUGCAGAAUGAGCACUCCUUCAAGGCCCAGCUGCGGGCUGCGGCCUUCACACUGUUCCUCUUCAUGGCCACCUGGGCCUUCGGGGCGCUGGCUGUGUCUCAGGGCCACUUCCUGGACAUGGUCUUCAGCUGUCUGUACGGCGCCUUCUGCGUGACACUGGGGCUCUUCGUGCUCAUCCACCACUGUGCCAAGCGGGAGGAUGUGUGGCAGUGCUGGUGGUCCUGCUGCCCCUCCCGUGGGGACGUCCCCCAACAGCCCAGCACACACCCCACGCUCGAUGCCAACGGGGACGUGCUGGGGCACAUGGCCUGCCUGCAGGACUCACCGUGCCCUGGCCAGGCAAGGGGCUUCAGCCACCCAGCACCAGGCCACUGCAAGAUGACCAACCUGCAGGCCGCCCAGGGCCACGCCAGCUGCCUGUCGCCAGCCACCCCCUGCUGUGCCAAGAUGCACUGUGAGCAGCUGAUGGAGGACGAGGCCCACAGUCACAUGCCUGAGGGAGAGGCCUUCCUACAUGAGCCCCACCUGCACAGGUGCCUCGAGGGCAGAACUAAGCCCCACUACUUCCAGCCUGCUGCCUCGGCCCCACGGGAGUACGCCUACCACAUCCCAUCCAGCCUGGACGGCAGCCCCCACAGCUCCCGCACAGACAGUCCCCCCAGCUCCCUUGAGGGCCCGAUGGGGGUGCACACUCUGGCUUGCUGCACCCCAGGCGACCCCUUCCCCAUGGUCAGCCAGCCUGAGGGCAGCGACGCCAGCUCUGCCCUCUAUGGCUGCCCACCACGGCUGCCUCCAGGCCCAGCCCACUUGGAGAUGCUCCGCAGGACACAGUCCCUGCCCUUCGGAAGCCCUGGCCAGAACGGGCUGCUCAAGGGUGACAUCCGAGAAGGCCUGCCGUUCAGCACUGAUGGGACAGGCAACAUCCGGACGGGGCCCUGGAAAAAUGAAACUACAGUGUAA
Marmota flaviventris (yellow-bellied marmot) is the source of this 1692-nucleotide messenger RNA. RefSeq names its product adhesion G protein-coupled receptor A1 (gene Adgra1). Gene Ontology annotation, molecular function: G protein-coupled receptor activity. Lineage: Eukaryota; Metazoa; Chordata; Mammalia; Rodentia; Sciuridae. Gene Ontology annotation, cellular component: plasma membrane; postsynaptic density; glutamatergic synapse. The record is from RefSeq and is a predicted model, not a curated record. Gene Ontology annotation, biological process: cell surface receptor signaling pathway; G protein-coupled receptor signaling pathway.